UUGAGUCAGAGCUCCAGAUAGCAGAGUGGGUGAGUCAGCUGGUAUUUAAACGCCACACCCAGACGGUCCUGGACCAGAACUGCUGCCGCUCCGAGGUGAAUCCAUCAUGGCUCUGGUGUCGGAGUUUCUGAGUCAGCUGACUCUGUCCUAUGGAGGGGAAGCUGAGCCCAGGUUUCCCACUGUGGUUCCAGUCCGAGAUUUCGACCCGGCAAAGGAUGCUGCCAGACUGGAGACGGCCAUCAAGACUAAAGGUGUGGACGAACAGACGAUCAUCGACAUUCUGACCAGACGGAGCUACGAGCAGCGCCGAGACAUCGCCUUCGAAUACGAACGAAUCGCCAGGAAGGACCUGCCGACGGCCCUGAAGGGGGCGCUGUCCGGCUCUCUGGAGUCUCUCAUGCUGGGUUUGAUGAAGUCCACGUCUCAGUACGACGCCUCCGAACUCAGAGCCUCCAUCAAGGGACUCGGGACCGACGAGGAGACGCUGAUCGAGUUGGUUUGUUCCAGAAACAACGAGGAGCUGAUGGCGAUCAAGAAGGUUUACAAAGAAAUGUUUAAGAAGGAGUUGGACAAAGACGUCGCCGGAGACACAUCAGGAAACUUCGCUAAACUGCUGCUGGCUCUGGUUCAGACGAGACGAGACGAACCCUCCAACGUUGUCGACUAUCAGACGAUUGAUGAAGACGCCAGACUGCUGUAUGAAGCCGGAGUCCAGAGGAAGGGCACCGACGUGGCUGCCUGGAUCUCCAUCAUGUGCCAGAGGAGCGUCCCUCACCUGCAGAAAGUGUUUGAGAGGUAUAAGAGCUACAGUCCCUACGACAUGAAGGAGAGCAUCAGGAAGGAGGUCAAAGGAGAUCUGGAGAAAUCCUUCCUCACUCUGGUCGAGUGUUUCGAGAACAGGCAGCUGUACUUCGCUAACCGACUCCACGAGGCCAUGAAGAGUAAAGGAGCGAAGGAGAAGGUGGUGACCAGGAUCAUGGUGUCUCGCUGUGAAGUCGACCUGAUGAGGAUCAGAACAGAGUUUAAGAGGGAACACAAGAAGUCUCUGUACCAGACCAUCGCUGAGCACACUAAAGGCGACUACCAGAAAGCUCUGCUCAGUCUGUGUGGAGGCGACGACUGAAACCGUCUGGACUCGGUUUCCCAGAAGGCCGCUGGGUGGAAGCAUCAGCUGACCUCCUGUCAGUAUUACUGUAAAACUAACGUCACGUCUGCCUGAACAGAUUCAGACUGGAAGCAAAAUAAAACAGUUUGAAUGUU
Molecule: messenger RNA, 1260 nt
Organism: Amphiprion ocellaris (clown anemonefish)
Lineage: Eukaryota; Metazoa; Chordata; Actinopteri; Pomacentridae
Product: annexin A2
Exons: 13
Coding region: 107-1123 (338 amino acids)
Cellular component (GO): cytoplasm
Molecular function (GO): cytoskeletal protein binding; phospholipase inhibitor activity; calcium-dependent phospholipid binding
Source: RefSeq, a predicted model, not a curated record